GUGUCAGACUAUAUUGGAGGGAGAGACAACAACAGCCCAAAAGUGGAUUAAGAGACCCAUCAGCAGCGUCACAGAAAGCGCAUCUCUCAACUGGAGCGCAUCAUCUCUCUCAGCUCGACACCUUUCUCACAUUCGAGUCUUCAACCACACACUCAUUGCGCUGUAAGUUGAGGGUGUAACGCCUAUAAAUGUAAUUUAACCUCGAAAUAUCCAGACGAAAUGGUUUCAAGGCGGAUUGUUCUUGAUUUUGGAUGGAGGCAGCCGGACACCUCCCCAUAGUUGGUGAAACAGAGCGGCAGAAGAGUUCCCGCGUCUCGGAUUCAGGACUACAGUAUCUGCUGAAUUGACUCGACAUCUCUGUAUUAGAGGAAUUAGCCACACUCAAAAGCGUUAAAAUUAGGCAAUUGUGGAUAACAUAGCCUACUACAUAACACUGCUUGUACCGUGAAAGCGAUGGGUUGCUGAGACCUGAACUACACCACCAGGUGCAUCUGUUUAAUUCAGUCGUUGACAGUCUGAGUGGAUAACAUCAAUUAAUGUUGCAGAAUGUGUUACUCUCUUUUUGGACUUAUUGCAUCUAUUAAAAAAUUUGUUUGGGACCACACCGGAUGAAAAAGAGUGUUGCGAUAAAUUAUCCGAAUCGAAAAGCAGCAAGUCUCGGAGCUAUACUGUAGGAGAUCUUCAUGUAUGUGCUGUGAUUAAAUCAGACGAUAUCUGAUAGAUUGCUUGGCGUCUUAUUGACAGUGUUGAAGUCACGCAGCGGCUGGAAUACAAGAAUAAAUGAACCUGAGUGGACAGACAGAGAUUUAACAAUAUCCAUCAUGUUUAAUCGGGGCUGUGGGCUGGAGUUCCUACUGGUACUCUGUGGGCUGGAGUUUUCCUGGUCCUGUCCACGUCACUGCAUUUGCUACAUGGCCCCCAGCACUGUCAGCUGCCAAGCCCACAACUUUCUAUCAGUCCCAGAAGGCAUUCCUCCACACAGCGAACGCAUCUUCCUUCAAAACAACAAGAUACAUCGACUACUACGGGGCCACUUUAGCCCAACCACAGUCACUCUGUGGAUGUACUCCAACAACAUCACAUACAUUGAACCAUCCACCUUUCAGGGGUUCACCUUGCUGGAGGAGCUGGACCUGGGAGACAAUCGCUACCUGCGUUCACUCUCUGCAGAAACCUUUCAUGGGCUGGGCCGGCUCCAUGCCCUCCAUCUAUACCGUUGUGGCCUCAGCGCACUGCCCAAUAACAUCUUCCAGGGUCUCCGCAACCUCCAGUACCUUUACCUGCAGGACAACCAUUUGGAGUAUCUGCAAGAUGAUCUUUUUGCGGAUUUACAUAAUCUAAGCCACCUGUUUCUACAUGGGAACCGUCUGUGGAGCCUGCACCAGAACACAUUUCGAGGGCUGGGGGCUUUGGACCGACUGCUUUUGCACCACAACCAACUGCAGUGGGUCGACCGGCUGGCAUUCCACGACCUGCGGAGACUCACUACCCUCUACUUGUUCAACAACUCCCUGACAGAGCUAGCUGGAGAGUGCCUGUCCCAGCUGCCUGCCCUGGAGUAUUUACGCCUCAACGAUAACCCCUGGGAGUGCGACUGUAAGGCUUUAUCACUGUGGGACUGGCUCAAGAAGUUUCGGGGUUCCACAUCAUCCGUUGGAUGUGUGGCACCGACAGAUAUGGCAGGCAAGGAUCUUAAGCAACUGAAGAAAGAGGACUUCCCCAACUGUUCUGGAUCCGAGUCCCUACACCAGAGCAAGGCCAAGACUUGGGCAGGAACGGAUAAAGUCUCGCUGAAACAAGAGCCCCAUUCUGUCCAGCCUCCACAGACACAUCCCCACCAAAAUGAACAAUACCCCUCAGCACCCUCACCCCUGCCUCAGCCACCCCCUGCCAUAAACGGUGCAGGACCAGAAAGCACCCCAGGGAUAGAGCCUGCUCAGAGGCCUGGACGGUCUCGGAACUGCACACGUCAACGCGUCAGGGGCAGCAAGGGAAAAGUACCCAACGAGGUCCACACGCUUAAGGAAAUGGCCGAUAAGGAGUACUCCUCCCCGGAUUUCACCGGAAAAUAUGAUGAAACAUCAUCGGAUGCUUCAAACACCCGCAGGAAGCACAAAUGCACCACCCAGACCUCUGUGCGUCCCCCCAGCGGGGUCCAACAGGCAACCAACAGGGGGAGCUCUCAUUAUCUGCCUCUGUUUAUCUCUAGAAUUCUGGGACUGUUUUUGCUUCUAAGCACUGAGAUGAUUCUGCGCUGAAGCGGAUGCUGGGCCUUCACGGCAUAAGAAAUACUGUACAGUCCUCAGAUCUGCUCUAGCUCCAGCAUUAUCAGGCCUACUCAAGUGUGAGUGUGUGUAACGUUUGUGUGAGUGUGUGAGUGAUGAAGUGUUAUACAUUGUGAUAGGAGAUUUGCCAUUUAGACCUAAAUUAAGUUAACACGUGGGUUGGAGUACAUGAAGAAAAGCAAAGCAAACUGGACGCUUGCACUGCCACUUUGGUUUUUAUGUUUUUCACUACCUGUUGGCCUGGUCUCCCCUUCAAAUUGAAAAAGUAUUUGAAUGAAAGAAAGCACAAAAAACCAAAUAAAUGUGUACAUUUCUAAGUACAAAACAAAAAGAAACCAUCAAAUAAGGAGAAUAUUGCUAAUUCAACAAGACACAUUGUUUUUUUGUUUAAAGGCGCUCUAAGCGAAUCUGUGAGAUGUCACCUCUUGUUGACGUUCGAAGUGUUGUCAAACAAAACGGAGCGUAGCUAACUCCUCCCCUCCAUUCCGUGCUUUCUGAACGAGUCAUGAACGCGCCCAACCCCCACUCCCAAAUCCUUCUUGUUGUUUAUUGGCUGGAACACUUUGUUAUGUUUCCUGGUGGUAGGUUUGAUCACUUUGUUUUUGUUGAAGUUUGCGGAGCUUGGGCUGUCUACAGAGACCGCGUUUUUUUACAGUGUAUUCAGAGGACAGGCAGCUAGCAGAUAGUGAGGAGAUGUUUACUGUAUGAAACAAACAAAAAAAAAACGUGUGAAUUCGCUUAGAGCCCCUUUUAAUAUAUAUAACAUUGCCAAAUAUUUAACAAGACCAUCAUUAGGAUUAAAGUCCUGUUUUUAAUAUGCUGGAGUGGGAAUAUUACCUGACUGCACUGAAUGACAUAAAAUCAAACCAAGCAUCAUAAACAACAAAACAAAAUGUUGUAAUCAGUGCUCUUAAAACUGAAGAGCAAAUAUAAAAGCACAUCAAAUUAUUCUUACCUCAGCCGAAAAGUUUAUACCUAGAUACCACCUUUUAUUCUCUUUCGUUUUCAUCCCCUUAACUUCUUGUUAUGCCCAAAAAAGAGGUGAAUCUUUUAUUUUGGAUUGUAUUGUUUUAUAACAGCACAAAAAAGCCAAUGGUUAUACUAGCUGCUAUAUUGUUUAAAGAAGCAAAUGAGACCCAUCUGACCUCAUCUGCUUCAAAAAACACAGUGUAUGCCUCCGUGCGUGCCUGCGUGUGUGCGUCCAGUAUAAAAAGCUAUGAAAAAAUUAGAGUCGUGUUUGUUUCUUGUCCUCUGUGUUGUUUGUUUUGUUGGGCUGUGACUCAGAGGACUUAGAAAUGGACUUCUGAUGGGGGCACGGACUCGUGUGGGGAACACAGGUCUAAUUGAAAUGAACUUUAUUUUGACAAAGCGCCUUCAGUCUAAGCCCACCAUCGAAAACAUAGACGCCUCUCUUUCUUUGAGCGGUAAAUAAUCAAGCAAGAUGAAAGCGAGAAAAAACAAACAACUAUAAAGGUAUCUUGUGAUGAUAUAUAUAUACACAUUUCAAAUUUAACAUGGCCAAAAAAAGACUUUUUGGAGCCAUAGGCCUGCUGAAUUGCUUCUUCAGUGUCUGAAUAGUCCACAGGAGGGACGAUCACUUGGCAAACACUGGGGACACAAUAUGGAUGCUGAGGAGAACUGCUCCUCCUGUACCAAUACACACUUUGUACAAAUAAGGAGAACCGUAUCGUCACAAUCCGCAAUGGAAAUAUUAAACAGUACUAUGACACUGACAUCAUUAAUGACAUUUUUGAUUACAACAGGGUUUCCGAAUCUCUGAAGAGCCUCUCUUCAGAACUCAAGUAUAAUUUUUUAUUGUUAUUUUUAUUUUACCUUUUAUUUUGAACUUUUGUUUAUAUAUUUAUUUGGGAUGUCCCUAGGGCACCAUUUUUUCUGACUAAACUGCACAAAACAAUUUCCUCUCCUCUCUCUCUCUUCUGUGUCUCUCCAUCCUAGUGAUUCGAUGGUUUAACAAGUUGUUCUAAAAAAAAGGAAAACAUUUAUAAAGAUAUUAAAAUCUAUAUCUUCUUAUGUUAAA
This is a messenger RNA of Paramisgurnus dabryanus, 4323 nucleotides long. RefSeq names its product reticulon 4 receptor-like 1b (gene rtn4rl1b). Lineage: Eukaryota; Metazoa; Chordata; Actinopteri; Cypriniformes; Cobitidae. Gene Ontology annotation, molecular function: protein binding. The record is from RefSeq and is a predicted model, not a curated record. Gene Ontology annotation, cellular component: plasma membrane.